Molecule: messenger RNA, 1492 nt
Organism: Aspergillus campestris IBT 28561
Lineage: Eukaryota; Fungi; Ascomycota; Eurotiomycetes; Eurotiales; Aspergillaceae
Gene: pex7
Product: putative peroxisome biosynthesis protein (Peroxine-7)
Exons: 2
Coding region: 295-1362 (355 amino acids)
Biological process (GO): protein import into peroxisome matrix
Cellular component (GO): peroxisomal matrix; cytosol
Molecular function (GO): protein binding
Source: RefSeq, a predicted model, not a curated record
CCAUGAGUCGACCAAUUCGGCAGGCGGUGAGGCAGGCGGUAAGCACCCCGGCAUAUGUGCCUCAGGCGCAACCUCGGCUCAGCGAGUGACCCAAAUUCCUCCAUCCAUCCUACUCCCCCGCAAUCAAUUCAACUCGAUCACUGCACCGCACUCCACUCAGUCUUGUCCGACGGCCAUGAUCAUUAUCAACGCUCGCUAAUUUUGGUCUGGUGCUCAUUUCCCCUCCUUGCCUUUUCGCCCUCCGCGUUUCCUUGCUCUUGAGACUUCCCCGCUUCGCCGACUUCCGCCCGAACCAUGCUCCACUUCCGUACCGAAGGCUACAACGGCUGUGCGGUCAAGUACUCCCCGUUCUUCGAUAACCGGCUCGCCGUCGCCUCUUCGUCAAACUUCGGUCUCGUGGGUAAUGGACGGCUGUAUAUCCUGGAACUGACGCCCAACGGCAUUGUUCCGACAAAAUGGUUCACCACGCAAGACUCGCUAUACGACAUGGCCUGGUCGGAGAUGCACGAGAAUCAGGUUCUCACGGCGUCGGGUGACGGUAGCAUAAAGCUGUUCGACAUCGGGCUAAACGACUACCCGAUCCAGAACUGGAAAGAACACAACCGCGAGGUGUUCAGCGUAGGCUGGAACCUCGUGGCCAAGGACCGCUUCUGCUCUUCGAGCUGGGAUGGCACAGUGCGCGUGUGGUCGCCGCACCGCCCGCACUCGAUCGCCACGCUGCCCACCCACAGUUGCACCUACUCCGCGGCCUUCGCGCCGCACUCGCCCGACCUAGUCUCCUGCGUCACCUCCGAUUCAUACCUAAGGUUAUUCGAUCUGCGGCUACCAGCCUCAGCCUCCAACCACCUAGCCCUUCAGAUUCCCAUCCACGCCGCCCCCGUGUCACCCAUCCCCGGCAGGCCGGGCGUGCCGCCGGCAGCGUGCGCACCGUCGGAGGCCCUGACACACGACUGGAACAAGUACCGCCCGUCGAUCGUGGCCACGGCCGGUGUUGACCGCACGAUUCGCACCUUCGAUAUCCGCGCGCCCCAACAGGGCCCACAGUGCGUGAUGACCGGCCACGAAUACGCCGUCCGCAAGGUAGCCUGGUCGCCGCACCUGUCCAACGUCCUACUAAGCGCCAGCUACGACAUGACGUGUCGCGCGUGGAGCGACCAGACCGCGCCGGGGGCCGUCGGCGACGUCGAUAACAUGCGCGCGGGGCCGGCCCCGGUCAUGGGCAUGGAGAUGGGCCGCAUGGGCCGGCACACGGAGUUCGUGACCGGCGUGGACUGGUGUCUCUUUGGGAGCGAGGGUUGGUGCGCCAGCGUGGGGUGGGAUGAGAGCUUGUACGUGUGGGAUGUACGGGCUGUGAUGGGCUAACUAACGAUUACGGUCGUCUCUGUUUGAUUUGUACUUUUCUUUUUUUCUACGUCUGUAUUGGAUAUUAGAUUGCAUGAUACCAUACUACUAUCUGUUAUGUUAAAUGCGGUUGACGGCAUGAAUAUACUAG